Molecule: messenger RNA, 1223 nt
Organism: Leptomonas pyrrhocoris
Lineage: Eukaryota; Euglenozoa; Kinetoplastea; Trypanosomatida; Trypanosomatidae
Product: actin
Exons: 1
Coding region: 93-1223 (376 amino acids)
Source: RefSeq, a predicted model, not a curated record
GAUUUAAGCUUUAUUAUCACUUCCAACUUAGAUUACACUUUCAUACAUUGUUUUCUUUUGCACUACCCAUUUUUCUGCUCUCAACUACGAAAAUGGCUGACGAAGAGCAGAACUCUAUCGUGUGCGACAACGGGUCCGGUAUGGUGAAGGCCGGUUUCUCCGGCGAUGAUGCGCCACGCCACGUGUUCCCCUCCAUCGUGGGCCGCCCGAAGAACAUGCAGGCGAUGAUGGGCAGCGCUAACAAGACGGUGUACGUCGGCGACGAGGCGCAGUCGAAACGUGGUGUGCUGUCACUUAAGUAUCCGAUUGAGCACGGUAUUGUGACGAACUGGGACGACAUGGAGAAGAUCUGGCACCACACCUUCUACAACGAGCUGCGCGUGAACCCCGAGCAACACAACGUACUGCUGACGGAGGCCCCGAUGAACCCGAAGCAGAACCGCGAGAAGAUGACGCAGAUCAUGUUCGAAACGUUCAACGUGCCGUCAUUGUACAUUGGCAUCCAGGCUGUGCUGUCGCUGUACUCGUCCGGUCGCACCACCGGUAUCGUGCUGGAUGCCGGUGACGGCGUGACGCACACGGUGCCGAUUUACGAGGGUUACUCGCUGCCGCACGCUGUGCGACGCGUGGAUAUGGCUGGCCGCGACCUGACGGAGUACCUGAUGAAGAUUAUGAUGGAGACCGGCAUGACGUUCACGACGACCGCGGAGAAGGAGAUCGUGCGCAACGUGAAGGAGCAGCUGUGCUACGUCGCGCUGGACUACGACGAGGAGAUGGCGACGAGCGCAAAGGCGGCCAACGAGGAGCCGUUCGAGCUUCCGGACGGUAACGUGAUGAUGGUGGGCAACCAGCGCUUCCGCUGCCCGGAGGUGCUGUUCAAGCCGAACUUGAUCGGACUGGACGAGGCGCCUGGCUUCCCGCUGAUGGUGUUCCAGUCGAUCAACAAGUGCGAUAUCGAUGUGCGCCGCGAACUGUACAGCAACAUCGUGCUGUCUGGCGGCUCGACGAUGUUCCGCAACCUGCCUGAGCGUCUUGCGAAGGAGAUUGCGAACCUUGCGCCGUCCUCUAUCAAGCCGAAGGUGGUUGCGCCGCCGGAGCGCAAGUACAGUGUGUGGAUUGGCGGCUCGAUUCUGUCGUCGCUCACGACGUUCCAGUCGAUGUGGGUGAAGAAGAGCGAGUACGACGAGUCCGGCCCAAGCAUUGUCCAUAACAAGUGCUUUUAA